CCCUCUUCUCCAAAUAGUGGUCUAGCCAGCAUGGCGGCACCAGUUUUAGAAGGCUCUGUCCGUACUUUCACUCCGAAACCCGUCGUUAAGAACUUGUUAGACAGCCCGUACCAGCGCACAUGGCCAACUCUGGAGAAAGGUGUCACUCCUGAAAUUCUCAACAAGCUCAAAAGGUUGGUAUGACAUUAGGUGAACAAUCCAGAUAGUGACUUUUUCAAGGUUCAGUCAGUAUUCAAAUUACAAGAAAUAUGGAGUUGGAACCUGAUACUGCUGAGAUAGGCCAAAAGGUCACGGAAUACGAGAAGUUCCUGAACGAACGACUCAAGGUGGAUCUACAGAAAACUCUCGACAGUCGCGAUGAAAUCUACGCCAAGAUGUCGGAGUAUCUUCAGCUGAAAACAAACAUUGAGCGAAUGCAGGAGGUGGACUUUCCCAAAGGCGAGCUGAGGACUAAAGUGGAUUUAGGAUGCAACUUUUACGUACAGGCGAAAGUUCCGGAUGUUAGCAAGAUCUUUGUGGCGGUGGGGUUCGGAUUCUACGUAGAAUUCACGCACAGCGAGGCGCUGAAGUUCAUCGACAAGAAGAUCGAACAUCUGACAGAACAUGCAGAGCGCCUGACAAAGGAUUCUGGGAGAAUAAAAGCACAUAUUCGGCUGGUGAUCGAAGGGCUGAAAGAACUGCAAGGUCUGCAGGAUGGGCCGGAAGAACAGGAAUUCAGGGACAUCUGGGGUUGAGAAAUUUGGUGCCAAGUGGUUACCUUACCUGGCUGAAGGUUCAGAACCAGUGAUUAUGUAGCCCUGCAUCCUCUGCUGCAUUCACCGCCUGUAGAGAUUCAAAGUCUUGAGAAAUGGGCUCUAAACUGUGCUUGUCAUUAAAAGACCACCGGACACAGUACUUGUUUUAGAACUUCUCCAGGGAAGACUUGUAAAAAUUGUAUAUGCAUAAGUAUAAGAUAACUUGAUAAUUGGUAACACUUUGUAUUGAGUGUAUGAGUUGUUGCCAUAUUUGCUGUUGACAAGGACACUUGACAUCCUGUCCUCAAAGUCAGCAAAAACAGUAGAAGACA
Molecule: messenger RNA, 1066 nt
Organism: Branchiostoma floridae (Florida lancelet)
Lineage: Eukaryota; Metazoa; Chordata; Leptocardii; Amphioxiformes; Branchiostomatidae
Product: protein UXT homolog
Exons: 2
Coding region: 249-734 (161 amino acids)
Biological process (GO): negative regulation of transcription by RNA polymerase II
Molecular function (GO): transcription corepressor activity
Source: RefSeq, a predicted model, not a curated record